AUGAAUUGCAGAUUUCAUCCACAAACUCCAAUAUCUUUAAUAUGUACGGCUCCUCACAGAUGUGAAAUCAACAGAAAAAUGUGCGUUGAAUGCCAAUAAGAUCAUGGAAUUGAGGUGAAACAAACAAUUCCGAUUAAUAAGUUUCGAUAAAUGCUUAAUGGAAAAGUGAAAGAUUACAAACUGGAUGAUACAUAAGAAUUAAAUAAAUAGAGACUAGAUUUUAAAUAUAUGCUUUCUAAAGCUGUAGAAAUGUUGAAAUAGUUAUGGGAAGAAUUAUCAGAAUCAAUCAGAAAGAUUUUUGAGAUGAUUGAAAAAGAAAAUAAAUCUUUGACUGAUCUCAUAACCUAAAAUGAAAAUUUGACAGAAUCUUCUUAUUCUGACUUGGAAAAACUUGUGUAACUACUGAAUGGCAAAAUUGUCGAUAAUUUGAAUAAUAAAAAGAAUUCCAUCAUGACUAAAGUGAAGAAAGCUAAGGAUCUAUUAGAAAAAGAAGUAAUCAUUUUUUGUUAGAAAUUUAAAGAAGAAAUGAGAGAGAUACUUUCAAUAUUUUAGUAAGAAAUUAUUUUUUUAUUUUCUAAAGGGUAUAAAAUGAUGAAUAAAUUAUAUUGUAAGAAGGCAGCCAAAAAUUGAAAGUUGCAAUUUGUGAUCAUGGAAGAUUUAUCUAUUCUAAUUUAACAAUAUAAUCUAAUCAAAAUAAAGAAAUCUAAUAUCUAUAAGAUGGGUCAAUAAUAAGAACGUAAGAGUUAAUAAUAUAUCAUUUAGAGAUUAAAUAAGAUACACUGCAGGAAAACCUGAAAUUCUAACCAAUUUAGAAUAAAUAAAACAUCUAUAAUGGUUUGGAUAAUUAAGAGAAAAUAAUCAUAAAGUAGGCAUUUGGACAGCCACAUGGUAAGGUGAAAAAAUCAAAGAUGUAGGUGGUUAAUAUUCAAAUGAAGGCAAAAAAUAAGGUAAGUGGCAAGAACUAAUUGAAAAUUAUUCGAUGCAAUGUACUAAUGAUUAUUAAUACUAUAGCUAAUGCUUUUGAAAUAGGAGAAUAUGAUAAUGGUACAAGGAUAGGGAACUGGAAAUAUCUCUAUGAUAAUAAAGAAAUGUAUAAAUCAUAAAUUUAAUAUGGAAUUAGAAACGGUGGCAACUAUAAUUAAUAAGGAAAUAAAAAUGGUAAAUGGUAAGAAAUUUGGGAAGGAUUUUGGAAGGACUCUUAAGUAUUUUAUAAUGGAGAAUAUAAAAAUGGCAAAAAAGUGGCUAGAUGGGAUAUUGUAUUUGAAAAUAAAAAGAUGUAUAGAAUUAUUGUUUAGUCAUUUAUUUGCUUGUUUAGUGGUGGUGGAUCAUAUGAUGAUAGAGGAGAUGGGAUUAAAUAGGGUGAUUGGGUUGAAAUUUCGAAUGGAUUUUUUAGAGAUUCUUAAUUGGUGUAUAGUGGUCAAUAUAAAAAUGGCAAGAAAGUUGCUAGAUGGGAUAUUUGUUAAAUUGAAAAAGGGUUUUUAUUUGGUAUUAAAUAUAAGAAGAUGUAAACAUUUAAUAUAUAAACCUUAAUAAAAAAAUUCUAGUGGUGGUGGAUCAUAUGAUGAAGGAGAUAAUGGGAUAAAGUAGGGUAAUUGGGUUGAAUUAUCUGAUGCACUUUUUAGAGAUUCUUAAGUAACGUAUAGUGGUCAAUAUAAAAAUGGUAAAAAAGUUACUAAAUGGGAUAUUUGGUAUUAGGAGAAUGGACAUAAUUAAAAAAAUUUGAAAAUGUAAAAAUUAUUAAAUAAUUUUAAUAAUUGUGUAUUUAGUGGUGGUGGAUCAUAUGAUGAAGGAGGUGAUGAGACUAAGUAAGGUGAAUGGGUUGAAAUAUCUGAUGGAUUUUAUUAAGAAUCUUAAGUAACAUAUAAUGGUUAAUAUAAAAAUGGUAAAAAAGUUGAUAGAUGGAAUAUUUGUUUAAUUGAAAAAGUUUAUUAAAUGAUAUAUAAUCCAAAAAAAUGUAAGGAUUAUAUAUUAAUAAUAUUUCAGAGGAGGUGGAGAAUAUGAUGCAGUAUCUUAAUUUAGGAUUGGUAAUUGGAUUGUAUUGAGUGACAACUUUAGUGAUUCAAACUAAAUUACUUACCAUGGUGAAUAUAAAAAUGGUGCGAAAGUUGGAAUAUGGGAAAUCUUAAAAAUGAACAAAACUGAUUACUUUGAAUUAAAGUUAGAAAAUUAAUUUCAUAUAUUUAUAUAGGAGUUAUGUUAUUUUUGAUUAGAAUGGAACUGAAUUAAUAACGAGACACAUGUAUGAGUUCAGACUUAAUAUUAUAGUUCUAAUAUCAUCUUAAGAGGAAAAAUUUUUAAUGGAAAAAGAGCUGGUAAAUGGGAUAUUCUGUAUGGCAAAAUAAUGAUGUAAAAUAAAAAAUAUAAUAAUUUAUGCGUUUAGUGGUGGUGGAUCAUUUGGAUCAUAGGAUGAAAAAAGUCAUGGAAUUAAGUGUGGGAAAUGGGUUGAAAUAUCAGAAGAAUUUAAUUGUAAUUCAUAAGUAACAUACUCUGGAGAAUAUAUAAAUGGAUAAAAAACAGGAAGAUGGAAUAUUUACUAAUUUAAAGAAAAUUAAUUUAUUUGGUGGUAUAUUAAAUAAAUUAAUAUUAUUUAGUGGAUCUUAAAUAUAUGAUUUUUAAGGAAAUUUAAUUUAGAAGGAAAAUAAGUACUCUAUGAUAUAAUACUAUUAUAGUAAUGCAAGCAUAAUUUAUAUGGGUAAUUUGUAAAAUGGGAGAAAAGUUGGUAGAUGGAAUAUUUUGUUUUAGAAGAAUUAUGAGGAUAAAUAAAUUGAAAAAAUGUAAAGAUAUUAAAUUUAAUAAUGUGUGGUUUUUAGCGGGGGUGGAUAGUAUGAAGAGGGAGUUGAUGAGGUUAAAUAGGGUAAUUGGGUAGAAAUAUCUGAUGGCUAUACAGACAGAUCGUAAAUAACUUAUAUUGGUGAAUACAAAAAUGGUAAAAAAAUUGGAAAUUGGGAUAUUAAAUAUAAUCGAUUUGAAAAUGGAUGGAAAAAUGAAAAGAUGUAUAAAAUAUUAUGUCUAUUAAUAAAUUUGUGUCCUUUUUUAGUGGUGGUGGAUAAUAUGAUAAAGAAGAUAACGGAAUGAAAUCUGGAGAAUGGGUUGAAAAUAUUGAGAAUUUUACAUAAGAUUCUUAAGUAACUUAUUAAGGUAAUUACAAAAACGGGAAAAAAAUUGGUAGAUGGGAUGUAUGGUAUAAAAAGAAUGGAGAUAAUAGAGAAAACUUGAAAAUGUAUUAAAAGUAUUUUUAGUCGAUAAUUUUUGUGUCCUUGUUUAGUGGUGGUGGAUAAUAUGAUACAGAAGGUAAUGGAAUCAAAUCCGGAGAAUGGGUUGAAUAGAUUGAAAAUUUUAAAUGGGAUUCUUAAGUUACUUAUUUAGGUAAUUAUAAAAAUGGGAAAAAAAUUGGUAGAUGGAAUAUUUUGUUUAGAAAAUAGUUUGAUGAUGAAUAUAAAUUGAUGUAAAACUAUAAUGUAAUUAAAUUUUUUGUUAGCGGUGGCGGAUAAUAUGAUACAGAAGGUAAUGGAAUCAAAUCCGGAGAAUGGGUUGAAUAAAUUGAAAAUUUUAAAUGGGAUUCUUAAGUUACUUAUUAAGGUAAUUAUAAAAAUGGGAAAAAAAUUGGUAGAUGGAAUAUUUUGUUUAGAAAGUAGAACGAAGAUUAAUCGAAAUAAAUGUAAAAACUAUUAUUAAGUAUUUUUAGCGGUGGUGGAUCAUAUGAUGAAAUAGGGGAUGAAUUUAAAUAGGGUAAUUGGGUGGAAAUAUCUGAAGAGAAUAUAAUAAGAGUUAAAAAAUUGGAAAUUGGGUGGAGAUGGAUUUAUAUAAUAAUAAGGAAAGUGGUGAAAUGA
This is a messenger RNA of Paramecium pentaurelia, 3830 nucleotides long. The record is from the annotation of a GenBank genome assembly. NCBI's taxonomy places the organism in Eukaryota, Ciliophora, Oligohymenophorea, Peniculida, Parameciidae.